AUGCGCGCGGUCGCGGUCGCGGUCGCGGGCCGACCGCCGACGCACGUCGCGUCCCCGCGCGCGCUCACGCGCGCGCGCGGGUCCAUCGCGCGGCCGCCGCGCGCGACGGAGAAGGACGCGGACGCGGACGCGCCCCUCUCCGCGCGCGUCGCCGCGCCGGACGUGAAGAAAAAGAAAGACGUCGACGACGACGACGACGCGUCGAUCGCGGCGUCGAUGGCGGCCGCGCGCGCGUGCGAAGCCUCCGGGAUGUCCCCCGGCGCGGGCCUCUCCUCCGCGGAGGACCAGGCCGAGGCCGCGUUCGCGGACAUGAUCAACACGACGGUGGACGUCACCGGCGAGGCGCUGGACGCGGACGCGCGCGCGAGGCUCGCGGAGGGGGGGCGCAUGGACGGCGCGUCGACGAGCAGGAAGAGCGGCGGGAUGUGGAGCGACGUUCGAGAUUUGUUCGGCGCGUUGGGGAAGGGCGCGCACAUCGUGCGGCAGAAGAACGGAAGGGUGUGA
Micromonas pusilla CCMP1545 is the source of this 504-nucleotide messenger RNA. RefSeq lists its product as uncharacterized. The record is from RefSeq and is a predicted model, not a curated record. The transcript has a single exon. The coding region runs from base 1 to 504 and encodes 167 amino acids. NCBI's taxonomy places the organism in Eukaryota, Viridiplantae, Chlorophyta, Mamiellophyceae, Mamiellales, Mamiellaceae.